Molecule: messenger RNA, 1536 nt
Organism: Mucor velutinosus
Lineage: Eukaryota; Fungi; Mucoromycota; Mucoromycetes; Mucorales; Mucoraceae
Exons: 1
Coding region: 1-1536 (511 amino acids)
Source: RefSeq, a predicted model, not a curated record
AUGGACAACUCAAGUUAUGAAAUGGAAUAUGAUUUCUUCAAUCAAUUUCCUGACGAAACCGUUGAAGAAGUCCUUCCCGCUGUAUUUGACCGCACCACCAAUACAUUCAGAGUCAAAAGAAGAUUAAAUAUUGGAUUGGCCUUGAAAAAAAGCCACAGCAAAGCUUACAACAAGUACAAACCAGUUGAAAAACUCGCUGAAGAUGAGAGCCUUUACGACAGAAAAAUUCAUAAAAAGUGCGCUGGUGCUUUGCGAUGCCUCAGUCUGCAAUGCAAAAGACCUGAAUGGGUCAAGGAUCAAAGACCUCCUGUUGACUGGAAAGACGAGCUUGGCUGCCUCAAAAAGUUUCAAUGCCCAUACUGUGAGGCGCCAUUGAAGCGGAUCGACUGUAGUGUUGGUGCAACUUUCACCUUCCGUGUAGCUGAUAUUCGCAGAGAAGACAGAGGCAGUACAGUUACAAUGUAUCAAGAGAUAACCGAGAAAAAAAAACACACACACUCUAUCUACAACUCGCUUCAUCUUGAUAGAUACGAAAAAAAAGAGUUAAAUAAUAUGGUGAAAGAUAGACCAAACAUCACUGCUGCAGCUGCCAUUGCUGGCAUCAAUCCAUCUACUGGCGCCAUCACGAAAAGCGUCAGAGAAAUCAACAGUGUAAUGGCAAAUCAUGGACGCACCAAGUAUGAGAUCCGGAAGUCGAAGAUCCAACAAGGUCUAUACUCUAUCAAGGAAGAUGUGGUAGCUGCCUUUGAAGAUCUUGAUGAGAAGUAUCCAGGCUUCAUGGAUUCAGCACAGAUUGUCCCUAGCAAGUUUUUUGUGAGCUUCUGUUCACCUGAAAUGCUUCAGCGUAAUCUCCCUUUCGCAGAUCAAUCGAUCAUAACAGAUGUCACUUUCAAGGCUGUCCCAAAGGGCUAUUAUCUAUGCUCAAGUGUCAUCUAUAUCGAGCAACUCCGGAAGCAUGUCGUCUUUUAUCAAGCGAUAAUCAAAAGCAACACUACACAUGUUUUCAAAGAAUACUUUGUUACUUCGUUUAGGAAAUUUGAUGUCAAACUGGAGAACUUUUUGGGAGUCAUUAUGGACUUUUCAGCUGCCCAACGCGAAGGUUUCAUACUAGCCCUCAGGGAUAACUUUGGUGUCAAGCAGCACAAUGCAUUACCUUUUUUAAAAGGGUGCUAUAUGCAUUGGAUGCAAUCAGUCAAGCGCAUGUCCAACAACCACCAAGUUGUCAAGCCAGAUGAGAUUGAUAUCUUCUUGAAGCUAGUCCAUCGGUUCCGUACCACAAGAAACAGUAUCGAAUUCUUUCGAACUGGUAAGGAGCUUUUGACCUUCUUUCCCAACUGUAAAAAGUGGUUACAGUGGUGGCUCCAACCUGGUGUCUCAAGUAUAGUAUUUAGAUGCAAGUCUUUGAUGAAGGACGACUUGAGGCAACACAAGAGCCGCACAUCCAAUGCAAUUGAGGCGUUCCAUAGUGCCUUAUACAAGUUGAUGCCAGAAAAAAGACAACCCGUUUCGACAAGAAGCUUAAGACUUUCGUUGUAG